Molecule: messenger RNA, 3560 nt
Organism: Dunckerocampus dactyliophorus (ringed pipefish)
Lineage: Eukaryota; Metazoa; Chordata; Actinopteri; Syngnathiformes; Syngnathidae
Gene: iqub
Product: IQ motif and ubiquitin domain containing
Exons: 17
Coding region: 80-2575 (831 amino acids)
Biological process (GO): cilium assembly
Cellular component (GO): motile cilium; acrosomal vesicle
Molecular function (GO): protein binding
Source: RefSeq, a predicted model, not a curated record
AUGUAAACGAAAGCCCUGAUGUUGCUAACGUCAAUAGCGUCUCUGCUUGUCAGUCGACAGUGAAAACUGUGGCAGGAUCAUGUCGGAGGAAGAGCAGCAGGGUGAAACCUUCCUUCCAGAUGGAGGAAGCACCUCACAUGAGGACCGAGAAGAACCUCUGGAUGAGGAGCAGCAGCAGGUUGGCAGGUCUAGUCCAGAUGAGGAGCAGGCUGAUGUUCACACUGAUCAAUCCAACAAUGAGGAAAAUGUGGAAACAUCUGCAGAUGAGCAGCAGGCUGAUCCUCCGACAGAACAAUCCAAUAAUGAGGAAAAUGUGGAACAGUCAACAGCUACAGAUGAGCAGCAGGCCGAUGUUUUGACUGAUCAGUUCACCAACAAUGAGGAAAAUGUGGAACAGUCAACAGAUAAGCAGCAGGCUGAUGUUCACACUGAUCAAUCCAACAAUGAGGAAAAUGUGGAAACAUCUGCAGAUGAGCAGCAGGCUGAUCCUCCGACAGAACAAUCCAAUAAUGAGGAAAAUGUGGAACAGUCAACAGCUACAGAUGAGCAGCAGGCUGAUGCUCCAACAGAACAAUCCAAUAGUGAGGAAAAUGUGGACCAGUCAACAGCGACAGAUGAGCAGCAGGCUGACCAGACUGAUCAGUCCAACGAUGAUGAGGAAAAUGUGGAAAACGCUCGAGGGCGAACGGCGGACGACAAGGAAAGCUUCGUUGGGCUUGGCAUCCUUCCUCGCAGCGCCGCCACCGUGGAGAUGACGUCAUCGGACGCCGACAAACACCCGCUGGGAGGAGCCGAUCCAGUCACAGAGCGGGAAGCCACGCCUGAGGUCAUCAACGUGAGCCUGCAGACUGAUGAUGGCGUGAUCCAGGAUGCGCCGGUGGAGAUGGAACGUCCCCACUGGGAGAAAGCUUUCCUGGGUGGCUACAGGCACAAGCUGACGGGCGCCGAGUACCACCACGCCGCUGCCCAGACUCGGCCCAGGAGGAGGCCCGACCGAGGGGUGGUCGUGUUCAGCCGCGAAACGCAGACAGCGGACCUGGUCUCUGAGACCCAGCAGUCCGCGCCUAGCGUCAGCACGCAGAUGACCGGCGUCGGCUGUUACAUCUCCAAUCUCACAGACAAGCUGCUCAGCCCGGGAAGCUACCUCACCGCCGAGGAAUAUCACGCCACCAGGCUGAACGCGGUGAUCCGACUGCAGGCCCACACUCGCCGCUGGCUCAGCUGUCGGGCGGUGGACCGCCUGAGAAGGCAGCGCGACCGCCGGCUGACCUGGAUGGACCUCCAGGAGAGGAGGCGGCAGGAGGAGAGGGAGGAGCUGAUGCAGGACAGCCGCAACCGCUGGAUGCAGCCGAAGAAGAGGGAGGACCUCAACCUGCUGUACCACGCCCUGGAGAAGUGGAGGAGCGACAAGGAGCAGCAGAUCAACACCACGCUGCGAGGAUCCGAGAGGAAGGCCGCCCUCUGCUCGCUGCUGGAGCAGGAGACGCAGUACAUCGCCACCAUCGGACGUCACGGCAUCGCCAUCAGGAGCAACAACUACAACAAAGCUGUCCGGAAGUUCCUGGACAAGUCGUCCACGCCUCAUCAGUGGCGAGCAGCAGACGGGCGCCUGAUCGAGAUGGACACUCCUGACACCAUCAGAGCCAGAGAGCUGGGAGAUCUCUACGACUGUGUCGCCAUGUCGCCCAUCAGCCAGGAGCAGCGUCUGGACAUCCUGCUGUGCCUCAAACAGACUGUGGAGGAGCACCCGUGUCAGCUGACCCGGGACAUCGUGGACCUGAUCCACAGAGAGCAGGACCUGAUGAGGCGACACGUCAAGCCAGCCAACAUGGAGGGUCUGAGGAAGAGACUCUCCACCCUCUUCCUGCAGUUCAUCAGGACUCCGGGAUUCAACCCUGAGGUGGCCAAGCACCUGAAGGUGAAGUCACCGGGUCCAGUGUACAGUAUGUCCAGGAAGUUUUCAAGAUCACGAAACAGCUUUUCCCCCCAGGUGCCUCAGAGCCCCUCCCUGCUGAAGAAUGACGUGUUCCUCUGCCACGGCUGCCAGCGCUACCUGGGCUCCUCCCACUUCAGGUCAUGCACCAGGGCGCACCUAAGCCGCCGCUGUCUGGACUGCACCAGACUGAGGAACAUCGCCGGGAGCCGCGACGACUUCUCCUGCUACAGGAGCAUGCUGAAAAAGCUCAGGGACAGCGAGCUGCUCCUCAGCAAGGACAACACCAUCCCUUUCCUCCUGCAGGCGGAGGACCUGCAGUACCUCGUGGAGGUGAUCUGGGGCACCCACUCGGCCCUCAGCGCCUGCAACGACCCCUUCAGCCUGGCGCUGGUCCGAUGGGAGCGCCACAAGGACUGGAGCCCGUGGAACUGCAUCCUGCUCAGCAAGGAGGAGACGUCCGCUCACUUGCAAGUGGAGGACGUGCACAAGGUGUACGACGCGGCCGUCAUCCACAGCAUCGAACACAAACACCUGCUAGCUCGCCGCCACUACAACCAGAUCCCCUCCAUGGUGACGCAAGCGUCCAAAGCGGCCGUCGGCAAACACGGAACGUUGCACGCCUCAGCCCGUAUGAAGUGACACGGAAUUAUUAUGAUGAUUAUUAUUAUGAUGACAUCACGUAUAUUUCAACUUUGACAUGAUUGUGUCACAUACACCACAUGGACUAAAGUAUCCGAACACCUACAGGAAUAGAACUCCGCCCCCCAAAGUGUUGGCGUCGAAAUGGUCUUACGAACAUGACGAACGAUGAUUCAGGAGCAACUAAGGACUCCGGUUUUCCAAAAAUCACAACUCCAUUUGUUGUUUUGUUUCUGAUAUUCCAACUUUACAAAAAAUGCCUUUUUUCUCUCAUACAGUAUGUCAACUUUAUGCUACUAAAAUGAUGUUAUUUUUCCUCAUUGUGUUGCUCUUGUAAAAUUGGGAUUUUUUUUUUCUUCAUAUUUUGACAUUAUUCCUGUAACAUGACUGCUGCUGUUGCGGUUUCGUCCGGCCGCAAAAGCCUGCCAGUCUGGUGCUUGUGUGUCUCAAAUGAACAGAAAGUUUAAAUCAGGCUAAAAGAUAGCACACAUGUCUGAAAAUGUAUUUAACUUACACUACUAGUCUAUUUACUGCAAUAUCACACUUUGGGACAUGAAGGGCUGCGUUCAAAGACACCCCAAGUUGAAUUCACGUUUUGAGUGUAGAUGAUUUCUCUGGGCUUUCCGAGCACACUUGAAUGCAGCAAAUUGUAAUUCCGCAGUAGGAGUUGAGUUGGUGAGAGAUCAGAAUAUCUACUUACUGUUUUUCUUUGUCUUUCUGUUUAUUCAGACCAGGGGUCGGUAACCUUUACUCUCAAAAGAGCCAUUUUGCCGCCUCUUAUACUGGAGAAAGCUCGUCUGGAACCUCAAAUGUGGCACAAGUUUUUUCAGUUCUUCCUGUAUUCAUUUGUGUAAAAUCCCAAUGAAACGUAGUUCACUAUGAUUUCAAAUAAAAAAAUGUAAAAAAACAUGAAAACUUUGAUUGGUUUUGUUUGCCAUAAUAAUUUCUCAUGGAGAUGAAUACAUUGUCAUUUGGUUUUUAUUUU